This is a messenger RNA of Meyerozyma guilliermondii ATCC 6260, 1020 nucleotides long. It is a transcript of the gene SUA71, whose product is annotated as transcription factor TFIIB. Lineage: Eukaryota; Fungi; Ascomycota; Pichiomycetes; Serinales; Debaryomycetaceae. The coding region runs from base 1 to 1020 and encodes 339 amino acids. The record is from RefSeq and is a predicted model, not a curated record. Gene Ontology annotation, cellular component: nucleus; transcription preinitiation complex. The transcript has a single exon. Gene Ontology annotation, molecular function: sequence-specific DNA binding; TBP-class protein binding; RNA polymerase II general transcription initiation factor activity. Gene Ontology annotation, biological process: transcription preinitiation complex assembly; transcription initiation at RNA polymerase II promoter; regulation of DNA-templated transcription.
AUGAUGAAUGUUGCAGCCUCUUCGGCUCCACAAGAACCCUUUACUGGGCCCAACUUGAACGUCACCCUUUCGUGUCCGGAAUGUAAAACCUACCCUCCCGACUUGAUUGAACGGUUUAGCGAAGGCGACAUAGUGUGUGGCACCUGUGGACUUGUAUUAAGUGACAGAGUGGUCGACACUAGGUCUGAAUGGAGAACUUUUAGUAACGAUGACAGAAAUGGAGAAGAUCCUAAUCGUGUGGGAGAUGCCAGUAACCCGUUGUUGGAUAGCGAGGACUUAUCUACAAUGAUCUCCUACGUCCCAAAUGAUGGAAGAGCAGGAAGAGACUUGAGUAGAGCUCAGCUGAAGUCUGCAAUAGACAGAAAAGAUUCCUCUUUAGUCGCAGCAUACUCAAAAAUAUCGCACAUGUGUGAGGGAUACCAGCUUCCAAGAGUAGUGCAAGAUGCUUCCAAAGAAAUCUACAAACUUGUACAUGACGAAAAACGUUUAAGGGGUAAAUCACAAGAAUCAAUAAUGGCAGCGUCGAUCUGUCUUGGAUGUCGUAAGGCAAACGUCGGUCGUUCUUUCUUGGAGAUUGCCGCAUUGACGAACGUACCCAAAAAGGAGUUAGGCAGAGUUUUCAAGACCAUGAUUCAGCUUCUCCAAGAAAAGCACUCCAACAACCCCGAUGUCAUGCAUAUGACCCAACAGCCAGUCAGUUCGACAUCUGCCGAAGAUUUGAUCAGACGGUUCUGCUCACAUUUGGGUUUAAGCACACAAAUAUCAAAUGCAGCCGAGUACAUAGCACGCCGGUGCAAAGACGAGCAGAUUUUGUCUGGUAGGUCUCCUAUUACGGUAGCGGCCACGGUGAUUUACAUGGCUUCUCUCAUUUUCAACGUUGAUGUUUCACCUGCCAGAAUCGCCGACAAGGCUGGAGUUAGUGACGGUACAAUCAAGACGUCAUACAAGGUAUUGUUUGAGGAAAAGGACAAAAUUCUUGACCCACUGUGGAAAAUUGACAAGGUCAAGUUGGGAGAAUAG